Messenger RNA from Diospyros lotus (date-plum), 561 nucleotides. RefSeq lists its product as uncharacterized. The record is from RefSeq and is a predicted model, not a curated record. Gene Ontology annotation, molecular function: nucleic acid binding. The transcript has 3 exons. Lineage: Eukaryota; Viridiplantae; Streptophyta; Magnoliopsida; Ericales; Ebenaceae. The coding region runs from base 1 to 561 and encodes 186 amino acids.
AUGGGGACCCAGUUGACUUUCAGUACAUCUUUCCACCCUCAGACUGACGGGCAGUCGGAGCAAACCAUAUGGACUUUGGAGGACAUGCUCUGCGCCUGUGUAUUGGACUUCCAUGGGAGCUGGGAUGACCAUCUAUCACCGCUUUGCUGGACUGAGAUUGGGGAGCUAGCGUUGCUUGGACCGGAGUUGGUAGAGCAAACGAUAGAGAAGAUCCAGUUGAUUCGGGCUAGGAUGAAGGCAGCUCAAGACCGUCAUAAGAGUUACGCGGACAAACAACGCCGGGAUUUGGAGUUUAAUGUGGGUGACCAUGUUUUCCUUCGAGUCAUGCCGAUGAGGGGUGUUCGACGCUUUGGAGUAUCUGGCAAGCUGAGUCCUCGUUAUAUGGGACCGUUCGAGAUACUGAAGCGAUACAUGGAAAAUCCCGAGCAUGUUAUUGAUUAUCAUCCGCUCGUGGUGCAAGAGGAUGCGUCAUACACCGAGUUGUCUGCUAGUAUCGUGGAUCAGAAAGAGAAAGGGUUUCGCAACCGUACGAUUCCCUACGUGAAGGUCCAGUGGCAAUGA